Messenger RNA from Verruconis gallopava, 1413 nucleotides. RefSeq lists its product as uncharacterized. NCBI's taxonomy places the organism in Eukaryota, Fungi, Ascomycota, Dothideomycetes, Venturiales, Sympoventuriaceae. The record is from RefSeq and is a predicted model, not a curated record. The coding region runs from base 192 to 1124 and encodes 310 amino acids. The transcript is spliced from 2 exons.
UUUGCAACUUCCAAUUGCUCACUCUGAUCAAGGCACUAUCCGUAGCAUCUUGACUUGAACAUCUAUAUAAUCGCGAAUUCGGUCAACAGUGGUAACUUAAAUCAUUCAGCCUGAUUGCGCAUUCUCUCCAUCCUCGGGGGUGGACUGAUAGACGAACUUUGAACUUUUUUUUGCUUCUCCCGCCGUCUACAAUGGAAAGUCCUUUGUUACCCCAGGAGCUUCUCGAAAGUCUCCAACGGUCUAUUGAUGCCGCGAAAGAAGUGCAAUCGGGGCUUUCCGGUUUACCGCAGAAUGUUGCUUCGAAGAUGCCGUUAGAAACACUGGUACAGGCACAUACGGCGCAUCUUCUAAACCACGUCUCCAUGCUCAAGAGGGCAGCCGAAAUAUUGGGUAAUGAGAAUCCUGUCUCAGCGGCUGCUCUUCAGACCAUGGUCGUCGCAAGUGAGCAAAUGCUCAUCGAUGCACGAUCCCUGAAUGAGCGUAUUCUUAGUAUACAACUUGCCAAGCGCCGAGGAUUGAAGCCUGCCACCUCCACUUCCGAGAGCUCACGAUACAAGGCUCCUUCUGUCGAAGAAUUAGACGGCCACAAUUCACCAAUCGAGGGAGGGGAUAAUUCAAAUAACACGCGGGAAUCUGCACCGAACAAAGGAGACAAGAAGACAGAGGCGUUCGGUUAUGAAGGCAGCGAGAGUAAAGGCAGCCCGAAACGACGAUUAGACGGCGACGAGGUCUCUCAAUCUCUGGUGAAGCGAACGAAACUAGAUCGUACGCAAAUCCAAUCAGAGAAGCGGAAGUCAGACAUAUCAAUGGCAGAUGCUGAAGAUUCGUCGUCUGAGACAUCACCGCCAACCAAGCGGCGGAAACGGGACGAGACGCCAUUGGAAGGCCCGCUCCCACACGUGCAGAUAGAGUACGAGGACAUCACAGAGGAAGUCGCCGCACGCAUGCAGAAGCAUAAAGAGCGCAGGGAACGAGAAAUGAGACAAGAGCUAGGCAUCGCCGACAAGCGGAAGCGACAGUCUAAUGAUUCAUUUGUGGUGGAACUGGGGGAAGAGGAAACCAUCAGCAAGCCAUCAAGAAAGAAAAAGAAACAAACGCACACGUGUCCAGGAAAGCACGACUGACCAUUUGAUUUAAUGGCAGCGAGUAAACGUCACAUUCGUUUUGGUUAGGAGCGAUGCGCUAGAGACCUUCAUCAAGAGCUGAUGGGGGUUUUACGAUGGUGCUACUCGAUCAGAUGAGAAGGGUGUGACUGCUAAAAGCUACUACUGACAAUUGGAAUUCCCCAAAAAGAAACUCGGCGAUGAUGUUUUUGAAACAGCACAAAGUGACUCGGUCCAUGAGUAGGUGCUGCAGUAUCCUUUACUCAAUUUAUGUAAAGUUAGCUAAGCUGGCUGGCCUUCGCCACAUCCG